AGCAACUCUUGGCUGUUCGCAGCUGGCGAGAUCGCACGCACUCCUCGAUCCUCUUUUCUGAUACCGAAUUUCUUUCUCUAGAAUAUCUCAUUUUUUGCAUUCAAAUCCUCGAUUUUCUACACCAAUAUUCCAAUUGCAGUAUCCAAAUCUCAGGAUAUAUAUCUAUCAAAUUUAUAUUUGUUGUGUGUGGAAAGGAAUCCAAUCCAAUCCAAUCGAGGUGACUGUAAUGGCGGGCCGUUCCGAUACCAACCCUUUCGAUGGAGGAGAUGAAGUUAAUCCCUUCUCUGAUGGAGCGAAAGGAGAAUCCUCCAAUCAGUCGAAGUUUUCUGGAGGCUCAUUUUUUACCACAACUACCUCAAGCCUUUCACCCCUUCCUUCGGAGCCUGCUGAUUUUCGCAAUCCUACAGCUGCAGAUGAUAUCUCUCGAGAUAAAUAUUCCGACCUGAAAAGGAAGGAGAGAGAGUUGCAGGCUAAGGAAGCCGAAUUGAAAAGGAGGGAACAGGAGAUAAAGCAGAAAGAAGAGGCAGCUGCUCGAGCCGGUAUAGUUCUAGAGGACAAAAACUGGCCUCCGUUCUUCCCUAUCAUUCAUCACGAUAUUGCGAACGAAAUACCUUCCCAUGUUCAGAGGAUGCAGUAUGUAGCAUUCGGUACAUUUUUAGGGCUUGUAUUUACGCUUCUAUGGAACGUCGUAGCCGUGACCACAGCAUGGAUUAGACUCGGAGAUCCAACAAUUUGGCUUCUUGCUGUUAUCUACUUGAUAUCGGGAGUUCCCGGGGGAUACGUUUUAUGGUAUCGCCCGCUUUACCAGGCAUUCAGGAACGAAAGCACUUUCAAGUUCGGAUGGUUCUUCCUGGCUUACCCCCUUCACAUCGGCUUCUGUAUCUUCGCUGCAGUCGCGCCGCCGAUAGUUUUCAAAGGAAAAUCUCUUUCAGGUAUCCUGCCGGCUAUAGAUCUCGUAGGCAAUCAUUCUUUAGUCGGAAUUUUUUACUUCAUCGGCUUCGGACUGUUCUGCGUCGAGGCACUCGUAAGCAUUUGGCUCAUACAGGAAGUGUUCAAUUAUUUCCGAGGCAGCGGCAAAGCGGCGCAGAUGAAGCGCGAAGCUGCCCGCGGCGUCAUGAGAGCUGCGGCGUAACGCCGGAGAAUGCUGCCGGCGAUCAUAUAACAUUUUCGACUCUUACAAUAACAUAUAGAUGCUUAGUGAUCGAUUUCUUCUUCGUGUUAGGACAUAAUUUUUUGUUGCAACCAUUUUUU
Messenger RNA from Andrographis paniculata, 1251 nucleotides. RefSeq names its product secretory carrier-associated membrane protein 1-like. Gene Ontology annotation, biological process: protein transport. Gene Ontology annotation, cellular component: trans-Golgi network membrane; recycling endosome membrane. Bases 227 to 1132 code for a protein of 301 amino acids. NCBI's taxonomy places the organism in Eukaryota, Viridiplantae, Streptophyta, Magnoliopsida, Lamiales, Acanthaceae. The record is from RefSeq and is a predicted model, not a curated record. The transcript is spliced from 13 exons.